CCACAAGGGGUCAGUUGACUCGAUUUGAGACGCACCCUGUGAGAAUUAAAACAUGGCAACCACGAGACCGGAAAUCACGUGGAGAGGUGUGUGUGUUGAUGAUUAGCUCGUUUGCUGGAAGCUUGUUUGUAUAAAUUGAAUAUUGCUUAAUUAUGUCUGUAAAACGGAAUCUUCCGGCCUGGAUGGUGGGAUCUGAUCCUAAAGAUGAGCAGGUCAGAGAGUCUCUGAAGAGGAAACCGGAAGUAAACACGAACAAACGUGUACGAAAAAAGCGCAUCAGAAGGAUGAUGAUGUACUGGAUGAAUGAAAGGGAGCUCGUGGAAACAGCACUCAGUGUUAUAAAGAGAGACAACACAGAGGCAGCUGCAGCAGACAGAUGUGCUCCUCUCAACACUGAAAUGACCGUGAUCCCAGAGACCGAUCAUGAAGAGACGACAGACUCGGAUGUUUCGGAUCCAGCCGUGGGUUUCGCCGAGCAGGAGACUGUACCAUACACCGAGUGUAUAGAGAAGAGAAAUGAACAGCCUUUAGCUUCGUCAGCAGGUGAGGACAAAGAGUCUGGGGAGGACAAAUCUCAGAGUGAUCCUGAUCAUGAAGCUCUGGAGGUGCUGAGAGACAUCUUUUUCAGCUGACACUGAAGGGUUUGUGUCGCCUGCACCAUAUCUGAUGAACUGCUAAUUAAGGGAUGACACCAGAUUAAUCUGUAUUAGUGUCCUCUGUGUGAAGCCUUCAGUCCAGCGUCAGCUACACUGUUUCAGACGGAAGGAAACGGAGGAGAUCUAGGGAUAUAUAUUUGGUAGCGAAUUAAUCAUUAAAUGUCGUUGGACAUAUGGAACAUAUUCGACAUACUCUCUGGAAGUGUAUUGGAGUCAUGAACACUGUUCUUUUAGAAGACAUUGCUGCCAGGAUGAUGGUGGUGUAGAAUUUUCCCUUCAAUAAGUAUUCAAUUAAGUUGAGAUCUGGUGACUAUAAAAGCCCAUAGCAUAUGAUUGACAUCAUUUUCAUCCUCAUUAAACCAUUCAGUGGACCUGUGUGCUCUGUGGGAAUGGGGGUGGAGUCAUGAUGUUGGACACCAGGAUAUGAAUGUUAUGGAUUCAGGUGAUCAACUUGAUUUGCAGUGUUUCCUGUCUUUAAGGGCAACAAGUGGACUUUUAACCAUACCAAAGGAAAACGGAGCCUCUGGAGUACCUUGGUGACUUUACCCAGUUUGAUCUUGUAGACACCCUUAUCCAGAGCGACAUACGUUUUUUUCCUCAUUUUAUACAAGUGACCAAUUGAGGUUUAAGGGUCUUGCUCAGGGGCCCCAGAAGUGGCAGCUUGGUGGACCUGGGAUUCAAGCUCACAAGCUUAACCACUAAGCUACUACAUCUCAUACACCCCAUGUGCAGUCACACAUUCGCACUACCCGAGAGGACGUAGAAUGACUAAUGGCUUUUCCACCAGUGCUCAUUUUUUAUGCGUUCAGCUGUGUAACUAGUGAUUUAUACUCCACAGCCCUGCUUUCUUUCUAUGAUUCACUGAUUUUUGUUGACCGUCUCAUUAGGCCCUGCAGUGCCUCGAAGAACUUUUGCUGUUCUGUUUUAUAAAAAUAAUAAUACUGAGGGUGUGAAGCCUUUAUAAUCGCCACACAUCCAUUACAGCACAGUGGAAUUCUUUUUUUUCGCCUAUCCCAGCUGAGGAAGUUGGCGUCAGAGCGCAGGGGCAGCUAUGAUACAGCGCCCCUGGAGCAGAGAGGGUUAACUGCCUUGCUCAAUUGCCCAACAGUGGAGCUUGGUGGUGCUGGGGCUUGAACUCCGCUCAACAACCCAGAGCCUUAACCACUUGAGCCACCACAUGAUGCCUGUUAAAGCAAGAGCAUCAUAUGUUUUCAACCACAAUGGCCUUUCAUUUUUCCUUUCAAAAUCUGAAUGCAUACAUCACUUCAAUCACACUUCUUAUCAAAACACAGUUAAUCGAACAGACUUUAUAUCUGAAGUUCUCGCCAUCCGGCUCAAUAACGAUCCCUAGUUCAACAUUUUUUUUCCUCUUGCCAUCUUGAGCCAAAAUCAAAGCCUCUUAUACAUACUACAGAUUAUCACAGGAUGCCAAUUACUGUGUAUAUAACAUAUAUUGUGUGUGU
Molecule: messenger RNA, 2119 nt
Organism: Hemibagrus wyckioides
Lineage: Eukaryota; Metazoa; Chordata; Actinopteri; Siluriformes; Bagridae
Exons: 3
Coding region: 153-632 (159 amino acids)
Biological process (GO): negative regulation of double-strand break repair via nonhomologous end joining
Source: RefSeq, a predicted model, not a curated record